AUGGAACAACCAGCAGCGCAGAUAGCAAGUCGAGAAAGCAAGUCUCCAGCGUUGACAUUCGACGUUGUCCUCUCGGUUGUGGAUGGCUUAUGGCUCCAACUCCCGCAUCCAGUGGAAGACUUCCUGGCCCAGAUGCGGAAGGCCAAGUUCAUCGAGUGUGACUAUCAGGGGGCGCAGGCAUAUCUCAGGUGUGGUUUCAUCCCUUAUACCAAUGACAUGGACAUUGAGAUUCCUAUUGAAAACUACAGUCCAGACAUUGUGCCGGCGUUUAUAGAAGCGGGAUUUAAAGUCAACGUGAAGGGGAAGAUAUCUGACAGCUACCAAAUGUCCAUUAAAGCUGGUCUUGUCAGGAUGGAUGUGUAUUUCGUCUAUGAGGAGGAGACUUAUUGGUGGGUGGGAACAACCAACAGAUUCACUGGCCAGAAGUACAAGCUCUUUCUUCCAAAGUCUGACACAUGCUGGACUGACUUCAUGGGUUACCGUGUGCGGGUUCCGUGUCCUACCUUACCCUACAUCACUGCCAACUAUGGGCAGAACUGGAUCACUUCGGUCAAGCAAUGGGACUACAAGACAAACGGCAGAAACAUUAAACCAAACGGGAUGGUGACAAAGGAAGAAUUGAACAAUGUGGUACAUGUGAUGACAUAG
Messenger RNA from Haliotis rubra (blacklip abalone), 648 nucleotides. RefSeq names its product fukutin-like. The coding region runs from base 1 to 648 and encodes 215 amino acids. The record is from RefSeq and is a predicted model, not a curated record. NCBI's taxonomy places the organism in Eukaryota, Metazoa, Mollusca, Gastropoda, Lepetellida, Haliotidae. The transcript is spliced from 5 exons.